This is a messenger RNA of Penicillium brevicompactum, 459 nucleotides long. RefSeq lists its product as uncharacterized. The record is from RefSeq and is a predicted model, not a curated record. The transcript has a single exon. The coding region runs from base 1 to 459 and encodes 152 amino acids. NCBI's taxonomy places the organism in Eukaryota, Fungi, Ascomycota, Eurotiomycetes, Eurotiales, Aspergillaceae.
AUGUCCCUUGGACGCGCCUAUAGCGCGAUGAGUGCCCAUCUAGGCAAGACAGCUGCGAGAGAUGAGGAAGCAGCGCUGGACGAACCGAACGUUGGACAAGAGCAGACGCCGUCGGCUAGCUCUUACCGAAGACAACAGAGCCAAAGCAGCCCUGUCGACACAAGAACCCCCUCGAACCCCGCUUUUGAAUCAUCCACGGCGAUAAGAACCCCUAUGAUAGACAAGGCUGCAGAAGGCAAGCUGAAUUAUGAGGUCAAGAAGCAUUUAAAAGGCAUAAGCCGUGAGGAACGUUUCGCUGAACUGGCACAGAUGUAUCGAAACAAACAUGCAGCGCGAAAAGUCGAUGCUAUUAUCAUCGGGGACCAUGAAAAGAACAUAGAAGUGCUCAAAGACGAGGUGAUACGCCUAAUCCGCCUCGCUGAGGAGGCGGACGAGAGCAUUGUCGAAGAGCGACGAUGA